This is a messenger RNA of Balaenoptera ricei (Rice's whale), 1528 nucleotides long. It is a transcript of the gene SOX11, whose product is annotated as SRY-box transcription factor 11. The transcript has a single exon. The record is from RefSeq and is a predicted model, not a curated record. Gene Ontology annotation, biological process: negative regulation of transcription by RNA polymerase II; anatomical structure morphogenesis; positive regulation of transcription by RNA polymerase II. Bases 77 to 1450 code for a protein of 457 amino acids. Gene Ontology annotation, molecular function: DNA-binding transcription activator activity, RNA polymerase II-specific; RNA polymerase II cis-regulatory region sequence-specific DNA binding. NCBI's taxonomy places the organism in Eukaryota, Metazoa, Chordata, Mammalia, Artiodactyla, Balaenopteridae.
AGGGGCGAGAGGGGGAGGGGGAGCUCCGCACGAGACCGAGCGGCCCGGGUUGGAGCGCCCAGCCCCGCAGCGGAUCAUGGUGCAGCAGGCCGAGAGCUUGGAAGCGGAGAGCAACCUGCCCCGGGAGGCGCUGGACACGGAGGAGGGCGAAUUCAUGGCUUGCAGCCCGGUGGCCCUGGACGAGAGCGACCCGGACUGGUGCAAGACGGCGUCGGGCCACAUCAAGAGGCCGAUGAACGCGUUCAUGGUGUGGUCCAAGAUAGAGCGCAGGAAGAUCAUGGAGCAGUCUCCGGACAUGCAUAACGCCGAGAUCUCCAAGAGGCUGGGGAAGCGGUGGAAAAUGCUGAAGGACAGCGAGAAGAUCCCGUUCAUCCGGGAGGCGGAGCGGCUGCGGCUCAAGCACAUGGCCGACUACCCCGACUACAAGUACCGGCCCCGGAAAAAGCCCAAAAUGGACCCCUCGGCCAAGCCCAGCGCCAGCCAGAGCCCCGAGAAGAGCGCGGCGGGCGGCGGCGGCGGCGCGGGCGGCGGCGCGGGCGGCGCCAAGACCUCCAAGAGCUCGAGCAAGAAAUGCGGCAAGCUCAAGGCCCCCACGGCCCCCGCGGCCGGCGGCGCCAAGGCCGGCGCGGGCAAGGCGGCCCAGCCCGGGGACUACGGCGGCGCGGGCGACGACUACGUGCUCGGCAGCCUGCGCGGGAGCGGCGCGGGCGGCGGCGGCGGCGGCGGCGCGGGCAAGACGGUCAAGUGCGUGUUCCUGGACGAAGACGACGAGGACGACGAGGACGACGACGAGCUGCAGCUGCGGAUCAAGCAGGAGGCGGACGAGGAGGACGAGGAGCCGCCGCACCCGCAGCUCCUGCAGCCGCCCGGGCAGCAGCCGCCGCAGCUGCUGAGACGCUACAACGUCGCCAAAGUGCCCGCCAGCCCCACGCUGAGCAGCGCGGCCGAGUCCCCCGAGGGCGCGAGCCUCUACGACGAGGUGCGGGCCGGCGCGACCGCGGGCGCCGGGGGCGGCAGCCGCCUCUACUACAGCUUCAAGAACAUCACCAAGCAGCACCCGCCGCCGCUGGCGCAGCCCGCGCUGUCGCCCGCGUCCUCGCGCUCCGUCUCCACCUCCUCCUCCUCCUCGUCCUCGUCGUCGUCCUCGUCCAGCAGCAGCAGCGGCAGCAGCAGCAGCAGCAGCGGCGGCGAGGACGCCGACGACCUGAUGUUCGACCUGAGCUUGAAUUUCUCCCAAAGCGCGCACAGCGCCGGCGAGCAGCAGCUGGGGGGCGGCGCGGCGGCCGGGAACCUGUCCCUGUCUCUGGUGGAUAAGGAUUUGGAUUCGUUCAGCGAGGGCAGCCUGGGCUCGCACUUCGAGUUCCCCGAUUACUGCACGCCCGAGCUGAGCGAGAUGAUCGCGGGGGACUGGCUGGAGGCGAACUUCUCCGACCUGGUGUUCACGUAUUGAGAGGGGCGCCCCGCUUCUCGCUCUUUCUCUCGGCGGGUGCAGAGCAGGGCUCCUUGGGAGGAAGUCGUGGUGGUCGUG